AUGGACUUUUCCGUUGUGGAUGCCAAAACUCUGGAAGCGACCAGUUAUCUGAAGGUUGCGCACGCGGCUCAGAAAACAAUCAUGACCGAGGAGCUCAAAAAAGAACUCAACACUAAGAUGGACGCAGAUAAGAAGAAAAAGAAAGAAGAACAGGAGCAGAAAAAGAAGCAAAAGCAGGCUGGAGGAAAAGAAGGCAAUGGGAAGCGGUGGGAGGCAUAG
This is a messenger RNA of Aspergillus chevalieri, 219 nucleotides long. RefSeq lists its product as uncharacterized. The transcript has a single exon. The record is from RefSeq and is a predicted model, not a curated record. NCBI's taxonomy places the organism in Eukaryota, Fungi, Ascomycota, Eurotiomycetes, Eurotiales, Aspergillaceae. The coding region runs from base 1 to 219 and encodes 72 amino acids.